AAAGCAGCGCCGAUUGUCCCAGAAAAAUACGGUAGUUAAACAGAAAAGUAGUACUUAACCGAUCUCAGGAUACACGCAAAUUUUUAAUUUCGCCUGGCCGUAUGUACGAAGUAUUCACUGAUGUCCAUUUUGGAGCAAAUAAUUUGUGAUCUCGUAACAGAAAUUAAUACGCCAACAUGUUACUAUAAUGCAUUUCUUUGAUCUCGUUAUGCAAAAACUGUACAUUAUAAUUUGAAUUGUCCGUUCACAAAAGUGCAUCAUCUCGUCAUCUGUAAUUACUUGGCGGAUACCAUGUUUACUGAUAAAAUUUGUUAGUAACAGUUAAUUAUAGCACGAGAGUGACAAGUACAAGAUACAAAUGUAAAGUUAUUUGCAUUAUCUCGAAGUGAAUCCAACUUUUGCAUAGACAGUAACAAAAUUACUGCUAUAAAAAUCGCUGAUAAACUACUCACAGACUACUACUCACAGACUAAAACUGUUUUGGAAUAGAGACAAGUUGUUUCUCUUUGACAACCCAGUGUAUAUCUGUACAACAUAUUUGUAUAAUUUAUGUGGAGACCAUGAUUUAUGGUAAUUAACCAUGGCAACAAUCAUUGUGGCAUGUAGUGGAAGACACAGUUAAGCACCAGCCCCACCUUUCUUCAUAAUGCACUAGGGAAUGGUAUAGAAUCCAAAUGAUUGACAUUCACAAUUGAGAUACAUCACUCCUCAGCCGGAUUCAGGCUGUCGCCAAUGAAAAAUGUUGUUCCAAGUCAGUGGCAGUCAACCUGGUCCCUACAGCCCACUAAUGGGCAGUCCAGUUUUCAGGAUGGAUUUAUGGUGCUACAAAAACAUACCCACGUAGAGUACCAGAAGGAUUCGAUCAAUUCGCUGUAAAUGAGCAACAGAAUCCGGUCUGACCUGAGAGCAGAUAUCCUGUUAACUUGGCAGUGUAAAUGUAAUAUGCAAUUGUGAAUACCAUUUUGGAAGAGGCAGUAUACAAUAGUUGGCACCCGUGUGUAUCCAAAUAAACAAUAAAUAAACAAAUAAAUACUGUUUUGCAGUAAAAGUUGUUGGUACAGUGUGCAAGCUAGUUACAAGUGAAACAUGGAAGCAAAUGGUAAUGUAUGUUUGAGGUGGAACAACCACCAGAGUACAGUACUUUCUGUCUUUGAAACCCUUUUAGACAGCGGAACACUUGUCGACUGCACUAUCGCAGCCGAAGGUCGUUGCUUGAAAGCUCACCGAGUGAUCCUCUCAUCGUGUAGCCCUUUCUUUGCACUGUUGUUCAGCCAGCACUAUGAGAAACACCCGAUAGUUGUACUGAAAGACAUCAGAUUUCAGGAACUGAGAGCUGUGGUGGAUUACAUGUACCGUGGUGAGGUCAACAUUUCCCAGGAUCAGCUGGGAGGUCUCCUGCAGGCGGCAAAGUUGCUGCAAAUAAAAGGCUUGUCAGACAGUGGUGAGGGUAGAGGAGAUGGGAAGGUGGAAGUGGACAAAACUAAGGAAAUGUGCUCUUCGGUCCUACAGAGUGGUGCAGCAGUUGAGCAAUCUGCAGAACCUGCAACAGUCACUCGGUUCCCACCAGACACAGACGUAGUUGAUCUAUCAGAUGACAGUUUACCAUCUCCUGAUGCACAGGAAACUCUCAGUACAAAAGAACAAAAUACGUCACCAAUCAAUUGUGCUCUCAGGGCUUCACACAGUUUAUCUGCUCGCCACGAGAACAAAAUUGGGAAUAGUUCUUCUGCAGCCGAAAAUCACCUGAGCACUCUACACGGCACAUCCAAUGAACCACAGGUUAGUUCAACGAUUUCAGCACAUGCUUUAACACCGUUGACUUCUGCAGCAUUUCCAAAGUCCGUGCUGGAAAAUAACUUGCCAGAUGUUCCAGAGAACAAGACUGAUAGAAUAAAAUGUGAAAAUACUCUACUGCCAAAAGCAGCUUCAGAGCAGACAGCAGUCACAUUAAAAGGUCCUCUCCAGAAACCAGGAGCACUUACAGAAACACCAGUUAAGAGUGAAAGUGAGUUAAUGGACACUGACGACAACUUUGCUGACAAUGUUUCGCGUAAUUUUACAUUUAAUAAUGUGGACUGUGCAGCGCACCGAGAACAGCAGUCACCUAGUGACAGGGCGAACUUUCUCAGUGAGGGAAUGAGUAUUGAAAGUGUGGUCGACUGGACGUGUGACAUUUAUUCGGGCCUCCCCCAGUCAAAAAGACCUUGUUUCUCUAGGUGCAGAGUUUGUGGCAAGGUGUACAAGUACAACAGGAAUUUAACAAAACAUUUAAAAUAUGAAUGUGGGAAAGAACCACAAUUUUGUUGUCCAUACUGUCCAGCAAGGUAUACUCAGAAUGGAACACUGAGGAAGCACCUCGAAAAACAUCAUCAAAGUAGUGAGAGUGUCAAGUAAUGUAACAGAUUAAAUGUGAAAACUAUAAUUUAAAAAAAAAUGGUGGAUACAUUUCCCCUGCUACCAGUACAACUGUGCUUCCAAAAGUCUCACAGUGUGUAAGUGAACAAAUAGUUUGAUAAUACUGUCUCAAACAUCAAUGUUGCUCCCCAAUUACCUUUAAUGUCUGCAUGCAGAAAACAGUGUUAAAGUUAGAAGUUUAUUAGAAUAGAGACCAGGAGGAAAUCAUAUACUAUUGUCAGAAGUUACCGUUUGUUUUCAAGCAAAGAGAAUACACAUCUUAUCAUACUAAUGACAUAGUGGUGAUGCAAGAUGACUGGAAACAAAUGUGCAGGCCAUAUCUGCAGAAUGAUUAAAGUGUUUUCGAUGAA
Schistocerca serialis cubense is the source of this 2765-nucleotide messenger RNA. Its product is annotated as longitudinals lacking protein-like. Gene Ontology annotation, molecular function: protein binding. NCBI's taxonomy places the organism in Eukaryota, Metazoa, Arthropoda, Insecta, Orthoptera, Acrididae. The record is from RefSeq and is a predicted model, not a curated record. Gene Ontology annotation, biological process: regulation of transcription by RNA polymerase II. The coding region runs from base 1087 to 2394 and encodes 435 amino acids. Gene Ontology annotation, cellular component: nucleus. The transcript has 3 exons.